AUGGGCCCCUGUACCGCCUCCUCAUGCUGCUGCCAGGCCCGUAAUCUGCCAUGGGCCCCCGUGCCGACUCCUCAUGCUGCUGCCAGGCCCGUAAUCUGUCAUGGGCCCCUGUACCGCCUCCUCAUGCUGCUGCCAGGUCCAGAGUGUGUCAUGGGUCCAUGUACGGCCUCCCAUUGCUGCUGUCUCCAUCGCCACACUCUGCCAUGUGCCACUUUCAGGUCUCCUCACACCGCUGGUGGGUUCCAUUUUGUCAUAGGGUGCUGGCAGACGGGCCUUAUGCUGCUGCCAGGCCCUCUGCCAUGCUACCGACUCCUCAUGCUGCCAGGCCCGUAAUCUGCCAUGGGCCCCUGUACCGUAUGCCGACUCCUCAUGCUGCAUUGCUGCUGUCUCCAGGCCACACUCUGCCCCGUAAUCUGUCAUGGGCCCCUGUACCGCCU
Molecule: messenger RNA, 437 nt
Organism: Staurois parvus
Lineage: Eukaryota; Metazoa; Chordata; Amphibia; Anura; Ranidae
Source: the annotation of a GenBank genome assembly